Messenger RNA from Hemicordylus capensis (graceful crag lizard), 942 nucleotides. RefSeq names its product olfactory receptor 2G3-like. The coding region runs from base 1 to 942 and encodes 313 amino acids. The record is from RefSeq and is a predicted model, not a curated record. Lineage: Eukaryota; Metazoa; Chordata; Lepidosauria; Squamata; Cordylidae. The transcript has a single exon. Gene Ontology annotation, molecular function: G protein-coupled receptor activity; olfactory receptor activity. Gene Ontology annotation, biological process: G protein-coupled receptor signaling pathway. Gene Ontology annotation, cellular component: membrane.
AUGGGACAAAGGAAUGAAACUGAAGUUUGGGAAUUCAUGCUUAUGGGUUUUUCUAAUCAUCCCAGACUGGAACCCAUACUCUUCAUCUUCUUCUUCCUCAUAUAUGCUGCAACCAUGCUUGGUAACAUUGGUAUCAUUGUUCUGGCCACAGCAGAUCCCCACUUACACACACCCAUGUACUUUUUCCUUAAACAUUUAGCUUUUUUAAACCUUUGCUACACCACUGCUGUGGUCCCCAAGAUGUUGUUCAACCUGAUAUCCUCCAGGAAAACCAUAUCGUACCAUUUGUGCAUUACACAGACUUAUAUCUCUCUUUUUAUGGGAGCAACAGAAUGUAUUCUCCUGACUGUCAUGGCUUUUGAUCGCUACAUAGCAGUAUGUCACCCUCUGCGUUACACCAUAAUAAUGAACCACCAGGUCUGUAUGAGGAUUGCAGCUGCAUCUUGGACAAUCAGCUUUUUCAGCACUGUUGUUCCACUUUUCUUAACUUUACCCUCCCUCUGUGGACCAUAUAUCAUUAAUCAUGUUUUCUGUGAGGCUCCUGUCCUGCUGCACAUGAUCUGCACUGAUACCUCCUUAAACGAGCUCCUGAUGUUAUUGGGGGCAGCAGGCACACAAAUGCUGCCCUUCAUCUUGAUUCUUGUGUCUUAUGGCUGCAUCAUCAAUGCUGUCAUCAAAAUCCGCACAACCAGUGGCAGGCAGAAAGCCUUCUCCACGUGCUCUUCUCAUUUGACAGUGGUGACAAUCUACUAUGGGACAGGCAUGUUCAUGUACAUGAGACCCAAAUCCCUUUACUCCCCUGAAAAUGACAAACUGAUUUCUGUAUUUUAUGCUGUCAUCAAUCCCAUGCUGAAUCCCAUCAUAUACAGUUUCAGGAAUAAGGAGGUCAAGGAGUCAUUAAUGAAAGUCUUUGGAAGGAAUGCAUUGGCCAAGGUACAAUAG